This is a messenger RNA of Perca fluviatilis (European perch), 1097 nucleotides long. RefSeq names its product dispanin subfamily A member 2b-like. The transcript is spliced from 3 exons. The coding region runs from base 640 to 1059 and encodes 139 amino acids. Lineage: Eukaryota; Metazoa; Chordata; Actinopteri; Perciformes; Percidae. Gene Ontology annotation, cellular component: plasma membrane. The record is from RefSeq and is a predicted model, not a curated record.
GAACACAAAUACUCUGCCAUGUGUAUGAUCAACAACACAUGAGUUGUUAGAUGAGGGAGUUUCCUGCUGCAGGGCUUCAUCCCUUCAGUGCUGGAAUUUGCCAAGAAGGAGAAUGAAUGACCGUAUAAUCUUACAAGCUUCUAUUUUGAAAUCCACUAGCAAGUACUGGCAUGCAGGCUUUGGGAUCUGCCAUCCUGUCAUUUUCUAAAGUUCACUGACAGGAAUUAGCUUUUGGUCUAGUUUCCACACUUAUGUCCAUCUGUGUUUUAGACUUGUAUCUCUUUUAAACGUAUCUUUUAUCUUCUAUCCCUCACCCCCCUCACACACUCACACACACACACACAUACACAUUAUCACCCCAAGAGAAAACUUAGACCUAAUUUCUACAUACCCUUUUAAAACAGAUCAAAAGUGACUUCCUAUCCGGCAGCUCAUCUUCUUUUUCAGGUCUUUUUUUUUUUUUUUUUAAAGGUGGUUAAAGCAAAAGGUCAUGUAGUGUAAUGUGUUAUGCUUUUGCCUCAUAGGCUUUUGGUUAGCAUGUUAGCACAUGUCCAAAAUGAAAUCAACACCUACAUUGACAGUUGAGUUGUUGCACAACUUCAGCAGCCCGCACUCCAAACUACAGUUGAGCUGACAGCCAUGAAUCCUCUAGGUCACCCGGCUGAAAAUGUUCCACUGCAGGGGAGGUAUGAUGGGCUCUCUGGUCUGCCUGGAGGAUCUACAGCGAUUCCGUACACCACUGUGAACAUGCCCCCCGAGCCCCCCAAGGACCACAUCAUCUGGUCCCUCUGCUGCUUUCUCUACUCAAACCCCUGCUGCCUCGGGCUGGCGGCUCUCAUCUUUUCUAUCAAGGCCAGAGACCAGAAGGUGGCUGGAGAUCUGGAAGGUGCCCGACACUACGGCUCCACUGCCCGCUGCCUCAACAUCUGGGCCACAGUCCUGUUUUCCAUCAGUGUCCUUAUUAUCAUUAUUACAACUAUCAUUGUGCUCAUACAGGCAAAUAAGGUGAUCAGAGAUCACAGCGGAUACAGCCCUAUCGAUUUCAAUUACAGAGGCUAAAUUUCAAAUAAAGUCGUAUUAGACUUGCCUUUUUUCUA